GUGCUUAUUGGAAGCGGAGGAGGUGGUUGCAACAGCAUGGCCAGCUCCAGCAGGGCAGGGGGUGUUGUUGGUGGAGAAGGAAGCAGGAGGCAAUCGGAAAGAGGGGUAGAGGGAAGGACAUUGCAAGCUCAAGCGCACCUCCUCGGGGGUGAUCGACAAAGUCCCAACGUCGGCUACGGACUCAUCCUUGUUCGUCCCACAGCUGGGGGAAAAGCAAACGAAGCUGCAGGGCGAGAAAGACGUGUGGAAGCAUGUGGAGCAAGGUCAGGAGGCUGUGCCGAAGGGGCGGGGAGAAAGCCUUGCCCUUUGAGAACAGGCGAGAUAUUGCACAAGCUGGUGGCCGAAGGCGCGAAGGUGCUGCCGAAGGACAAGAAGACGCAAUACCUUCUGCAAAAUUACCGGCAGCUUCACAACAUUUCAGCGGGGGGGGCUGCAAUCACCGAAGAUAACCAAAGUGCGGUUGUACCUCGCGGUUACGAGGAGCCACAACCGUCGGUUGCUGCUGGGAGGGAGCCAGUGAAGGAGGUGGUGCGGCGGGGAAAAGAAAUUGCAGCGGCACAGGCGGUGGGAGAAGAUGGUGAUUCCACCACACGAAUAGCUUCACUGCAUCAAACGACCACCAAGAGACGGGUUGACAACGCGGCACAUAAGAAGUUGGAUGUUGCGUGGGCGGAGGCAAUGUUCAGAGCCGGAAUUGCAUUCAAUUUUUUGGAGUUCGACACCACCCGACAGUUGCACGACGUGUAUCUCGAGGUGGCGAACACUAGACCGGAGGUGAAGUUGCCGUCUUCGAAGCACAUACGGACUGUCAUGCUCGAGUUCAUUUUCAUGUGCAUUCAAAAGCAAGUGGAGCCUUUGACAAAAUGUUGGGAUGUCACCGGCUGCACUUUCAUCACGGACGGGUCUAACGAUCGGAGAGAGCGGCCUGUUAUGAACUUCUUAGCGGCGGGGUGGCACGGAGUUGUUCUAGUGGCGACGGUGUACAUGGAUGGCAAGAAGAAGACAGGAGCAGCGUUGGCCAAACUAUGGGAGAAAAUAAUCAGGGAGAUCGGGCUGCAGCGCAUUAACGCAAUUUGCACCGACAAUGCAGAGGUGAACAAGAGAGCAACUCAAAUUUUGGAACGACGCACGGACCCUGCGGUUUCAAGGAUACCUUGGGUUCCUUGCGCUGCACACUGCUGCAGCUUGCUGCUAAGGGACAUCAACAAGUUGGACUGGGUGAAGGGCACUGUGAAGCGGGGCCACACCAUCGUCAAAUUUAUCAGGAAUCACCACACAACUAACAGUUUCAUGAUGAGUUUGGGCUCAACAUUGACGCUGUUGCAACCGACUGAGGUCCGUUUGGGGUUGGUGUACCGGAUGCUGGAGGGGGUACACAACCGGAGGGCAGUGUUGAAGAACAUGGUGGACGUGACGAAUGUUGGGAAAUGGAAGGCGAUGCGGUGUUCGAGCGCGAAGCUGCAAGCGAAAGCGGAUCUCGUGUACUUCACACUGCGGAGGGAUGCUUGGUGGACGGAGCUAAGGAAGGUGGUGGAGAUGAUGAAGCUGUUGUAUCUCCUACUGCAGAGGAUGGACAAGGACGAAACUGCACCGUCGAACCUUGUGGAGUACGACCGACUCAUGGAGAGGAUGCUGGCGGAGGUUGUGCUGACACCGCGGAAGGACAAGAAGAUGUGGGAACCGGAUGCGGUCACGGAUGCUGAUACCAUCUUGCCGUCGGAGUGGUGGGCAACACAUGGUGGCGCUGUGCCGAAGUUGCAGGCCAUUGUUAUGAAAGUGAUGGGCAUGUGGAGCAUUGCAACUCCGGAGGAGCGUAAUUGGUCCUUGAUGGACUUGGUGCACUCCAAGCGACAGAAUCGGUUGAAGCCCGCGGCCGUGGAGAAGCUUGUGUACAUUCAUUGGAAUAUAAAUCUGUUGCGGGCAAGCAAGAACUUGAAGGACCAUCACUACGUCGAUUUGUGGGCGGAGUUCUUCGAGUCUCUUUCGGAUCCGGAGGAGGGCGAUGAUCCUCUUUUGGAGGCGCCCGAGGUGGAGAAGGGGAAAACGGAGGAGGAACAGGUGCGGGAACGGGCCUUAACCAAGUUACCAAAGGGCCGGAUUCCGAAGAACCUCGAAGAAGAUGAAGAGGAGCACACGAAUGACAAGGACUUGGACGACGAGAUAUGGAAGGGAAAGGCUCCAUGGUCUGAAACAUCUAGCGAAGGGGAGGCAGAAGCCUCGUCGGACGAUGAUUUUGAGCUGGGAGCGCGGCCCUCAAUCCCGGACACCACAUAUGUUGGGAGGAGGCGAACAACGCAGUGCCGUGGGGAACGCCCGCCCACAACACCAUCUCAAGGGACGGUUAAUACAAGUGCACAGUACGACAUCCAAUCCAAUGUUGAGCUAGCUCAGAUGGACACCGACAUUGACAUGGUGCUUCGCCCCGGUCCAAUCGACGCGGAUGAGGCGGAGGCUGAUCGUGCGAAGGCAAUGGCUGAUGCGGAUCGCGAACGGGUGCAAAGGAGAAUGAGAGAGGAGGAGGAGCGGCGAACACUUAUACUAACCCGUAAAGAAAUGGAGAAACAAAAGAAGAAGGUUGGAGAGCAUGAACCAAAGCCUGUGCAGGAGACGGGGCAGCAAGAGGAGGAGGAAGAGGAGGAGAUGGGCCAGCAACACGAGGAGGAAGAACACGAGAUGGCCCACCAGUCGCAGGAAGAAGAAGAGAUGGAGGAGGAAGAAGAAGAGGGUUGCAUGGACCGACGAGAGGAGGAGAUGAAACAAGAGGAAGGGAAGGGCACGAACCAGCAAGAAGAGGGGUCGGAUGACCAACAUGCGGAACGGGCGGGAGAGAGCAAGGAGGAGCAGCAGCACGACGAGAUGGCAAACAACGAGGAGCUGCAGCAACAGCAACAGCAUGCACCGACGACCGUGUACAAGUGUGGGAAGAAAACAGCGCAGCCUUCCGGGUCGUCGGAGAAUUCCCCCGAAUUCCCAGAUAACAUAGAGGGAAGCCAACACGACAACCUGUGGGUCAGCAGGGUUGGGAGGAAGAGGAAGCCGCCACCUGUCGACGAUGUGCCGAGGCCGAAACUUCCACGUGACAGGCCUCGGAAGAACCCGACUGCCGGUCCGGGUACGGAACCGAAAAAAAAAAAACGGAAAUGCAAGUCUCGCAGAAAGAUUGUCGAGGAUGACCCCAAUUCCGACAGCUGCAGCGAGCAGUUCGUCGAAGACGAGGGUCACACUGAUGACUGACAUCGGUGUGUGUGUGUGUUUGUGUGUGUGUGUGUGUGUAGCAUGUGCGUGUCACAUGAGUUUCGCACGAGCACGACACGUCAUACUCGUGCUACUCCGACCAAAAGCCUCGGCACACUGUGAGCAAGAGAAGACGAGGGGGCAUCAAUCAACAUAUUACCACAGA
Molecule: messenger RNA, 3400 nt
Organism: Chara braunii
Lineage: Eukaryota; Viridiplantae; Streptophyta; Charophyceae; Charales; Characeae
Source: the annotation of a GenBank genome assembly